CAUGUCCUGCCCCAGGCUACAGUGAAUACUCCUUGUCACAAUUAUUGGAAAAGUCAAAAUAUAAUUUCAGAGGACCCCAUUACACUGGGCAGCUGCAUAUGGCUCAGAGGAAAAUGUUCGACUGCUGAUAAAGCAUGGGGCAAACAACCUUAUGCCAGACCAGGAAGGAAAAACACCCCUCCAUUGGGCUGCUAUAAGCAAGGCUGAAAGUGCGACAGCAUGUGUUCGUACACUAAUAGGUGCAGCUCCUUCAAGCGUGAACUGGCAAGACUAUGAUGGGAUAACUGCCUUGCAUUUAGCAGUUGCUGAAGCAAGAAAGGAUAUAGUCGAUGUUAUACUCUCUGUACCAAAAUGCAAUGUAGAUUUAACAGACAAUCAUUUCAGGACAGCCCUACACUGGGCUUGCAACAGAGGACUGACAGCAAUAGUUAGCCGAUUGUUAGAACGAGGAGCUCAUUUAGGUGCAGUUGAUGUUUAUGGAGCAACUCCACUGCAUUAUGCUGCACAGCUUGAUCAUGCUGAUACAGUGGAACUGUUGGUUAGGCGACCAUGUGUCCGGGAUAAUCCAUCAAAAGAAGGUCACACAGCCAUGUUGUGGGCAGCAGCACGCGGUGCUGAUUCAGCCCUCACAGUAAUGGCAAGACAUGGAUCAUCCUUAACUCAGGCUGAUCCAGGAGGAUGCACUGCCCUGCACAUUGCAGCAGGAUCAGGUCACGUCUCCACUGUUGGUGUCCUACUGCGCCUACGUGCACCGAUUGACAUAUGUGCUAAUGAUGGCUGCACACCUUUGCUUCAUGCUGCACAAGGGGGCCAUGCCCACAUUGUUAAAUUAUUAGCAAAAGCUGGAGCAUCUCUUGAUCAUCGUGACAGCGAAGGUCAAUGUGCUCUGCACCAUGCAGUCCUUGGUGGACACCUCUACUUGGCCCAAAUUCUCAUAAGAGCAGGUACAUCUGUAAAUGUACGUGAUUACUCUGGACGUACUCCUCUUCAUAUGGCAGCAUAUAGAGGACUGAGUGACAUUAUGUUCCUAUUAUUAGAAAAUCGAGGUGAUGUAAAUGCCAGAGAUCAUCAGGGUCAGAGUCCAUUACAUUGGGCAGCACAAGAAGGCCACUUAGGAGCUGUUAAUACACUACUAGAUUUUAGAGCAUAUCCCAACUAUACACAGACCACAGAUGACAGCAUUAUGAGAGGGGCUCGAAAGAAGACUGUUCGAAAUUUAGAAUUACCUGACCAGGGGAACUGGGGUUGGAUAAUCAGCUGACAGAAAGUGAUCAGAAUUUUGCAGAGGAUGAAGCUUCAGAAUCAGAGGACGAUUAUGCCUUCAUGACUCGUGCAAUCAAAGGCCCUUCACUAGUGCUUGCGCAGGCUCUACAUAUGCCUGGAAUUAUAGCCAGUGCAGUUUUGACUGUUGGUGAUA
Molecule: messenger RNA, 1417 nt
Organism: Penaeus vannamei (Pacific white shrimp)
Lineage: Eukaryota; Metazoa; Arthropoda; Malacostraca; Decapoda; Penaeidae
Source: RefSeq, a predicted model, not a curated record